GACCUCUUGAUCUCUCUUUCUUUCCUCUUUCUUUUUUUUUUCUUGCUUUUUUUUUUUUUUUUUUGAGAGAGAGAGAGAUAUCAGUCUAUUAAGCCUCCAUUCUUUUUCUUUAUUUUAUUGCUAAGCUUCACCUCUUCCUCUCCCUCUUUCUUUCUCUCUUUACACUCACUAACUCUAAGUGCUGCUAAAGAGCAACCAGGAGAAAGAAAAGGAGAGAAAGAGAAAGAAAGAGACGACAGACAGAUGGCUACACAUAUAGAGAUUAGAUAGAUAGAGAGAGAGAGAGAGAGAGAGAGAGAGAGAGAGAGAGAGAUAAACAAAUGAAUUUACCAAGCUUUCAAUACCACAGAAGAGAAUACGAUGUCUGAGAGCUUUCUAUCCUCUCAAACUCUGAAACUCCAACAGCAGAUUUGAUUGACAAGAGAAAGAAAAUAAGUUGGUGGGGGUGCUAUAAAUUAAGAAGAUAAUUGGAAGAGAUGAUGAUCAUCAUCUUCAAGAUACUGAUAUGGGAAUAGCUACACCUCCAUUCCCUCCAAUUCUCCCUCACUCAAAGACUCACCAGUUAAUCUCUCCAAACAUUAAGUCCAAUCCUUCAAAUCAUAAUUCUAUGUCCCAAGAUUACCAUCAAGGUAUUUUUUCCUUCUCCCAUGGUGGUUUCGACAGAUCCUCCGUAUCUCUCCAAGAGCAUAAUCAACAGCAACAGCAGCAGCAGCAGCAACAUGAUAUAGCCCAACAGAUCCGCAGAGAUAAGCUUAGAAUCCAAUCAGACUAUGAACCACCCCCACCGGCAUUAGUAGGUAUUGAAGAAGAAGAAGAAGAAGAAUCAAGUGGCCUUCCGGUCUACGAAACUGCCGGCAUGUUAUCAGAAAUGUUCAAUUUCCCUCCUGCUGGUGGACCAGCUGCGGCUGUUGAUUUGUUGGAUCAGCCUGUACACUCUAAUUACCGGACCCAGCCACGACAACAACAACCGGUAACAACCAACGAUUGGUAUAACAGCAGCAACAGGCAAAGUAUGGUGGUAGGAGGUUUGGGGAUAGGUGAUUCCAAGAGUAAUAGUAACCGUGACAGUUUGGCUCAACAUCAGCAUCAAAUUUCAGGCAUCAAUGCAGAUUCAGCUGCAGCCAUGCAACUUUUUUUAAUGAACCCAUCACAACCCAGGUCACCACAAUCUCCUUCUCCUUCUCAUCAUCAAACCCCUACUUCAACUUCUUCUACACUGCACAUGUUGUUACCAAAUCCUUCAAGUUCUCUUCAAGGGUAUAUUGCUGUGUCAGGAGGAGGUUUUGGUGCUACAAAUGUUAUAUCUCCACCACAAUUCACUUGGGUUCCUGAUAGUUCUCAUGAAGGAGGCAAUACUGGUGCUCCACUCAAUAAUCCAAGUGAAAUUAGUGGUGUUGUUGAAGGGCAAGGACUUUCUCUAUCAUUAUCAUCAUCUUUGCAACAUUUAGAGGCAGCUAAAGCAGAAGAAUUGAGGAUGGGAAGUGGUGGGUUAUUGUAUUAUAAUCAAGGAGCUGGUGGAUCAUCUUCUGCUCAAUUUUACAAGAAUUUGGGAGGCCACCAACACCAUCAAGCAUUACAUUUACAAGGAGGAGUGGGACAAAACCACCACCAAGUUCAUGUUGGCUUUGGGUCAUCAUUAGGAGUGGUGAAUGUUUUGAGGAAUUCAAAGUAUGUGAGAGCAGCACAAGAGUUGUUAGAAGAGUUUUGCAGUGUCGGAAGAGGUCAGUUCAAGAAAAGCAAAUUUGGUAGACAAAACACAAACCCUAGUUCUAAUAACAAUCCCUGCGGCGGCGGCGGCUCUUCUUCUUCAACUAAAGAUCCCCUUCCCUUGUCAGCUGCUGAUAGAAUUGAGCAUCAAAGAAAGAAGGUCAAACUGUUGUCCAUGCUUGAUGAGGUGGAUAAGAGGUACAACCAUUAUUGUGAGCAAAUGCAAAUGGUAGUGAACUCAUUUGAUCUAAUCAUGGGUUUCGGCGCGGCUGUCCCUUACACUGCCCUUGCCCAGAAGGCAAUGUCAAGGCAUUUUCGGUGUCUAAAAGAAGCAAUAUCAGCACAAUUGAAGCAUAGCUGUGAGCUACUUGGAGACAAAGAUGGUGCUGGGACCUCAGCUAUAACAAAAGGAGAGACACCAAGGCUUAAGUUAUUAGAGCAAAGUCUUAGACAACAAAGAGCCUUUAACCAGAUGGGCAUGAUGGAACAAGAAGCUUGGAGACCCCAAAGAGGCUUGCCUGAACGAUCUGUCAACAUUCUAAGAGCCUGGCUUUUUGAGCAUUUUCUCCACCCGUAUCCAAGCGAUGCUGAUAAGCAUCUGUUAGCUAGACAGACUGGUUUAUCGAGAAAUCAGGUGUCAAACUGGUUCAUUAAUGCCAGGGUUCGGUUGUGGAAACCCAUGGUUGAAGAAAUGUACCAGCAAGAAGCCAAAGAAGAGGAACCAGGGGCAGAAGAUAGAGAAAGGAAGCCAACCAGCAGCAACAGCAACAACAACAAUAGUGGGCUUGCACAAACACCAACGCCUACUACAACAACGACAGGAUCAUCAGCACCAGCUGCCACAACAACAGCCCCCACAGCUACAACCAUACCAUCAGGCAAAAGAUCCGAAAUCAAUGCCAAUGAAAAGGACCCUUCACUCCUUGCCAUCAAUAGACAAUGUUUCUCGGAAAACCAAGCUAAACUCUCCACCUCCUCCACCACCAUUAUUACACCUACCAAUAUCACCUCCACCACAGAGGUCGCACCGCAACCACAUGCUGGACAACCCUUCCAUGACUUCGCUGACGAUACAUGUCGCCAGGGCAGCAUUGUUACAGCUGAUUAUGGGACCACAUCCGGCAAUGCCAAUGCUGGUGCUGACCACAUUGGGUCUACACUUAUGAGGUUUGGGACCUCUACUGCUGGAGAUGUGUCUCUCACUCUAGGGCUACGCCAUGCUGGAAACGUGCCUGACAAGAGCCCUACUUUCUCUGUUAGAGAUUUUGGAGGCUGUUAAUUAAAAUCAAUUAAUCAUAAACUCUUAUAUAGUACAUUUCAGAGAAAAUAUAAUCUUACUUUCUGCCUUCUUUC
Populus nigra (black poplar) is the source of this 3060-nucleotide messenger RNA. Its product is annotated as BEL1-like homeodomain protein 2. Bases 506 to 2986 code for a protein of 826 amino acids. Gene Ontology annotation, biological process: regulation of transcription by RNA polymerase II. NCBI's taxonomy places the organism in Eukaryota, Viridiplantae, Streptophyta, Magnoliopsida, Malpighiales, Salicaceae. The transcript is spliced from 5 exons. The record is from RefSeq and is a predicted model, not a curated record. Gene Ontology annotation, molecular function: DNA-binding transcription factor activity, RNA polymerase II-specific; RNA polymerase II cis-regulatory region sequence-specific DNA binding.